Dermacentor silvarum is the source of this 3841-nucleotide messenger RNA. Its product is annotated as phospholipase A and acyltransferase 3. The record is from RefSeq and is a predicted model, not a curated record. The transcript has 2 exons. The coding region runs from base 334 to 942 and encodes 202 amino acids. Gene Ontology annotation, molecular function: glycerophospholipid phospholipase A1 activity; A2-type glycerophospholipase activity. Lineage: Eukaryota; Metazoa; Arthropoda; Arachnida; Ixodida; Ixodidae. Gene Ontology annotation, cellular component: cytoplasm. Gene Ontology annotation, biological process: N-acylphosphatidylethanolamine metabolic process.
CGCUCCCUCCCGCUAUCUCUUCCCUCCGUCGCUGCAUCUCUCUCCCCACACCUCGAUAAAGAGUUGCGCUCCUGCCUGGCGCUCGGCAGCUGCGAGUGAACCGUUGGAGAGUCAGCAUCGAGAGAGCGCGUACUGAUUUUGCAGGGCUUUCCCCGUACUCUGGAAAACGCUAACCCCGAGGGGAGACAACAUAGGCGUCCCCAGUCAGCUGUGUUUCCAUAACAAGGCAAAGGACAACACGACGCGAUCGCUGAGAGGCGCAUUGCCUGACACAGCAGUGCACUGGAUACUAGUGAUCAGCAGCGUGCUACAGCAUCCUCGCGACGAGUCGCCAUGCCCCAGCAACAGCAGCACAGCCCAGACGUGGUGGUGCGGUACGGAUUGGGCUCCUUCGUGCCCGCUAGCGACCUGCGCCCCAAGCCGGGCGAUCUGAUCGAGAUCGACCGUACACUGUACGCUCACUGGGCGCUCUACGUCGGCAACGGUGAGGUCGUGCACGUGGUGGGCCGCAACGAAGAGGACAUCCCCACGGACUUUGCGUACGUGCACCUGAGCAAGCUGACCGACGUUGCCGGCUAUAGCGGGGUGCGCGUCAACAACAAGGAAGUGCGCGCCAAGGAGCGCUGCCUGGUGCCUUCGACGGCGGCCGAAACGCUGGAGCGGGCCUACGCCAUGCUCGACCGGGAAGUGGAGUUCAACUUCCUCACCCGGAACGGGGAGUACUACGCAACGCAGUGGAAGUUCGGCAUCGGAUGGAGCGACCAGGCCACCGUGACGCUGAGCGUGAUGAAGCCUUUGGCGAAGAACCUCCAAGUGGGGCACACGACCUUCCUGGCGGGACUGCAGGCCGUCUUCGGAACGCCCACCACGGCGGCCAUCGCCAGGAUAGCGCCAAGCUCGCCGAGGACGCCGCAGAAGAACGCCCCGACGAGCGUCGCCUAAAGCUGGCUGUGACAUCGAAGCAGCGUACGCGAGGACUUGGCUGCUUCGCUUCUUCAAACUGCGCGCCGCGUACGGACGGUUAUUACUCGCCUGCGCGGUGUGGACGACGCGUAGAGACUGUGUGUACAAAGUCAAGCCGGGUUGUUAGUAUACCUCGAAGAACCGUUGUUGGACGAAGGGUCUUCGCGUAGAGAGAGAGAGAUGCCGCGUCCCGGUACGAUCUCAGCGGGGUGUUUGUUUUCCGCCACCGAUGGUCUGUGGACGCGGAUGCCUUCCCACGAAGGCAUAAGCGAGGAGUAUGUAUGUAUUGUCGAGAACGGCAAACGACCACCUAUCUUGUAUGUGUCGCCCUGUUGGCGACGGUUGUUGGCAGUCAGAUUUGUGAUGCAGGGUACGCGAAGUUGAACGAACAAGUGUGACAUUUUUUUUUUUACAAUAUUUUUUCUACCGUUCCUUUUUGGAAAAGUAAACUUUGUACUUUUUUUUUUUUUUAGGUCACGUUUACUGCCCCGGCCAAAUUACGCUGGCGUUCUCGCUUGAAGUGUAGUCCGGACCUUCAGACUUUGCACAAAGUUUCAUAUACAUAGGCUUUAAGAAGUUUCGGCAGCUGUUUCAAUUCCGCUCGUAAGUUAUUCCGCUUGACACUGCCAGAGGCAGAAACUAGAUGUGCGAGGUUAGGACGAGACCAAGAAAGACUUGAAGAGAGUUGUUGUCUUCCUAGUCAUUACUUCCUUUGUGCAAAGCAUGAAGUUUCCACCAUUUUACGGUACCAAAAUACAUGGUCACCGUGCGUUGUUUUACAAGACUGUGACAAGUUUUUUUUUUUUUUUUGGUCUUACUUUUAAUACUAGGAAAACUUUUUUUUUCUUACACAAUUAUUAUAUAUGUAUGUCUCAAUAUGUGUUGAGCAUGGAUAGAAAACCCGGUGAAAAAAAAAAAAAUUCGACUCCGCGAGUGCUCUUGCUCAAGGAAGAAAGUGCAUUGUUGCCAACUGCCUCGAUUUAGUUUCUGCCAUAGGCAUUUCCAUUUCUCAUGUUCAUGCGCGUCAUUCGGUGGCAUUCGUGACGCCGUUCCAUCACUGUAAAUAUAUCAUGCUUGUUAGUGCUUGUACAUAGUGUCACAAUCAUGUACUGUUUCUCGCAGUGUUUGUAAGUAGUUCGUACAGGUGGCCUUGUCACAUUAGCCUCUUAACUCAAAGCUAACUUUAAAAAAAAGAUUUAAAUGAGCUCGCGGAGCUUGUAUCUUCUUGCUCGUUGCAUGUCUGUUUUGUUUCUUUAGGAGGAUCAGCUGCAAUCUUAGGCUUUACGAGUCGUGAAAGCAGAGAAGGCUUAUCCAGUAAACAAAUGUAAUGCGCACACUUAAUGAAUGAGCUGGCAUAUCAUAGCGGACGGCCACUGCCUACUGCGUCGCUUGCGUACGAAGGCGUCGCCAGAGAAACUUUUGGAGAGAGAAGAAAUCCCGUCGUUUUACUGUAGCUUCCACGGAAGAGCCGGCAUUUAAAGAAGAUCACGUGAUACCGCGCGAUGAUAUUUUGUGCUGCCAGAACACAACUUCGCUCCCAUAUUUUUGUGCCAAUGUGCCACGCGAUCUCCGAAAGCGAAGUAUAAGUGAAAGAGUUCAAAGUGAAAAGUGCGCUGAGGUUAGGAUAGCAAUAUUUUUCAAGACCUUCUGACAGUUGUGGUCCAGCCACCUGUGAUUGUUUUAUUUAUUUUCUCCUCCCCCCCCCCCCCUCCCUACCGGUUUUAUUAAUUUGCGCGCGCGCGCGCGCGCGCGGUCCUUUCUUGAGACGAGGCCCAAGAGGUUUAGGCAGCACGCGUUUGCUCGGCCAGCGUCGAGCAGAUUCAGCGCCCUAUGGAAUAUGUCGAAGUUUGCUACGAAGUGGGCUUUUGCAAAAAGCCUGUGGUGUCGAGUGAUAAAAAAAUAAAUGUAUGCACAUUUUGCGUGUACGAGGUGCGCGUGAUAAGUGCGACUGUUGUGAUUCCCGACUGAAGAGUCGAGUUCAAGGUUUGUGUAGCGCGGGGUAUGGUGUUGCAACUUCAGACCUUAACCAGGAUGUUUUUUUUUUCUUUUUUUUUUAAUGCCAUGUAUCGCUCAGCUGCUUGUUAUGAUAGAUGUGUUAUAGACAGGGGAAAGUCGAUAGGUAGGGCGCGAUGCUGUUUUCAAGCGCGUGUUCAACACGCGUGUCUUGUGAUGCUCUUUCUGAGCAGAGCUUGUUUUGAUGUUAUACCAGUUGCAAAACAGUUCCACAGGAUCCAACCUCCUAUUGUGACCGCUUCGAAGAAGCUAUAGCAGCCCUAUACUUAGCAGUCAAGAAACUAUGCCAGUAUUUGAUGUUAAUCAAACCUUGACGACUUGGCAUUCCAGCUAUCCGUUCUAUAAGUUAUGUUUUCCAAAUUUGGCAGACAAAUUGGUUGAUGGGAGUUUCAUUUUAUUUUUUAAUCACGGGAUCUGUGGCAGGUUUAGCAACUGGUAGAGCUAUAUAAAGAGCUUUGCUUUCUGAGGACCACGUUUUCUGCCCAAUAACAACUGCGCCGCAGCUCGCGUGACUGCUGUCGUGGCGAGAUGCAAAAACCAAAACUGUAGGAGACAAGGCUUCGGCAAUUUCGCUAUAACGAAUUCCGUUUUUUUUUUCUUCUGUUUUGUUCCUGUGCUCUCAUCCGUGACACCAGCACGGGCUGCGAGAACAACCUGUCCAUUCUUUUCACACACCCCUCUUCGGCAUGUACAUAUUCACUGCGCGCAAUGUGAUCAUUACCGUCAUCGUCAUAAUGUUCCACGCACCACCGCUUCAUCCCCCUGUGUUUUUGUACAUAGAACGCGAGCUUUGAGUUAUUACAUUGUUUCGGCGGGAAAAAGAAAAAUGCGAAUGAAAGAAACAAUAAAGGAGCGUUACCAGAAA